AGACGCGCACGCUACUUCCUCCUUUAGGAAAAGAACGCAGGGUGUUCUGUGUGACAUCGAAGGAUGUCGCUAUCCGGAGGCGAAUAGUGAAGAAACGGGACAAAUUUUUAUAACACGGUGUUAAUCAGAAAGACUGCACGAAGUUGGUAAACUUUAUGGAUGUAGGGGGGAAGCCAUGUCAAGCGAAACCGGAGCUUUGCCUUGUGAGAGACCGACGCCGAAACAGUAUGUCUGAGCUGCACACUAAUGGCAGAGUAGCUUGAAAAGAUCUCUGGAAGUAUUAUUUUACAAGACAACCCGCGAUAGCACUUCCCGAAUUACUUAUAUUUCAGGCUCACAAUGCUGGGUGGCGUCAUGCUUCUCUUAGUCCUGCUCGUGAUGGCUUUCCCCUCCUCUGCUGUGGAAGAUGCGACGAGCCUGUCUAAAUUUGAGUGUGUGUGUGACGGGCACUCAUGCAGCAGCGGCGGUCGCUGUUUUGGUCAACAGUGCUUUUCCGCCCUCUCCGUCCGCAACGGGACAGCCGUCCGCCAGAAGGGGUGCAUUGUGGGUAAGGAGGGGGAGGAGAUGAGCUGCGGAGGGCUCCCUUCCCCUCAGCUCACAGUCCAGUGCUGCCAAGGCCCACUGUGCAACCUGAACAUCACCGUGGCAACGCCAGGCACAGACGAGGAAACGAGGACAGCAGACGAAGAGCACGAAUGCGUGUGCGAAGGACGCUCGUGUCCGAGCGAGGGGCGAUGCCGAAGUCGACGAUGUUUCUCCUCCAUGACGGUCAGAGGAGGGAACCUGCGUUACGAGAAGGGCUGUCUUAACGAGGCGGAGCAGGGCGGGGUUACCUGUGAGGCUCCGCCCACACCCGAGCAGAUGACCAAGUGCUGCGCGGGACACCUGUGUAACGCUAACCUCACUGUGGACGUACCAGCAAAAGAUGUGGAUAUGAAAUUAGUCCCUAAAGAGCACGAGUGUGUGUGCGAGGGGAGGUCGUGUGUAAGCGGUGACCGCUGUAUGGGACAGCAGUGUUUCUCCUCGCUGACAGUCAACGACGGGAACCUGGUCUAUCAGAAGGGCUGCUUCAAGGUGUAUGAGCAGGGCAGGAUGACCUGUAAGACUCCGCCCUCCCCUGACCAGAUAGUGGAGUGUUGCCAAGCUCACCUGUGUAACAUGAACAUGACUGUGGAGCUACCUGAGAGAGUCCACGCCGUGCCAAACUACAGCGUCACCACGUUGGCCAUCGUGAUUGUCGCGCCGGUCAUCGUACUCAUAUUUCUGUCGGCCAUCGCCAUCCUCGUCUUCCGCCGCAUCCACCGCAGCCAGAUGGAGAGGCUGACGGCCCGCGACGCCGAGUACGGCACCAUCGACGGCCUCAUCGCCUCCAACGUGGGAGAGAGCACGCUGGCUGAUUUGCUGGACCAUUCAUGCACCUCGGGGAGUGGUUCAGGACUCCCGUUUCUCGUCCAGAGGACUGUGGCCAGGCAGAUUACUCUGAACGAGUGUGUGGGCAAAGGCCGUUAUGGAGAGGUGUGGCGGGGCCAGUGGCAGGGGGAGAGUGUCGCUGUAAAGAUCUUUUCUUCCAGAGAUGAGAAGUCCUGGUUUAGAGAAACAGAGAUCUACAACACUGUGCUUCUACGGCAUGAGAAUAUUCUGGGUUUCAUCGCUUCAGACAUGACCUCCCGUAACUCCAGCACCCAGCUGUGGCUAAUAACGCACUAUCACGAGAUGGGCUCUCUGUACGACUACCUGCAGCUCACCACGCUGGACGCCUCGGGCUGCCUGCGGAUGGCGCUGUCCAUAGCCAGCGGCCUGGCCCACCUCCACGUGGAAAUCUUUGGCACGCAGGGAAAGCCUGCCAUUGCCCACCGAGACCUGAAGAGCAAGAACAUCCUCGUCAACAAGAACGGCCAGUGCUGCAUCGCCGACCUGGGACUCGCUGUAAUGCAUUUUCAAGACACUAAUGAACUGGACGUGGGGAACAAUCCUAAAGUGGGAACCAAACGCUACAUGGCCCCCGAGGUCCUGGACGACUCCAUUCAGACCGACUGCUUUGAAUCCUACAAGAGGGUGGACAUCUGGGCGUUUGGAUUGGUCCUCUGGGAGAUUGCAAGAAGAACAGUUAGCAACGGUAUCGUAGAAGAUUACAAGCCUCCUUUCCAUGACGUGGUUCCUAGCGACCCAAGCUUUGAGGACAUGAAAAAGGUUGUCUGCAUAGACCAGCAGAGACCUAACAUCCCAAACAGAUGGUUCUCAGACCCUACUUUAACAUCCAUCGCUAAACUUAUGAAGGAGUGCUGGUACCAGAAUCCCUCGGCCAGACUAACCGCCCUAAGGAUUAAAAAGACUCUGACGAAAAUUGACAACUCUCUGGACAAAAUCAAAACGGACUGUUAACGUGCUUCCAUGAGGGAGUCCUUAAAGGCCUUUUCCAGUGUCCAGCGGACAUUUCACUCUGGAGAAUUGUACCAGACAUAAGGGACCGCUUGGGCUUAGUGCUCUUAUAGUGGCACAUUGUAUUUAUUUGAAACACUUGGUUGGACACAUUUUGGCAUCCAAAGAUGGCAUUAGCGGGCAUUUUAAAAGACUACAGAUAGUCUUGAUAGACGAAGGCUAUCUAUUUGGAGACAUAGGAACUUUCACAAAUGGUCACAUCCUUCAAGGAGGAAGCUGUUACUUGGGCAUUGGAGGACAUUGCCUUGGUACUAUCAUUUUUUUUUUGUUGUUGUUUUUUUUUGUUUUUCCUUUAACAUGGCUUUGGUUUGUAGAAAUGUCUGACAACCUGUUUCAUUUUAGCAAUAUUGUCUGUGCUUUAUUUCUCUUACUGCACUUGCAAUCUUUGCAUUCCGUACUUGCACUGUUAUAGAAAUAUUUGGAGAGAGAGAAAGAUUAAAAAAAAGAUGACUUGCCAAAAAUAAAAAGGGUUUUAUUUUAAAUUCCACAGGCAACAUAUCUUAACUACAGUCAAAGAGGAAUAAUAAUUAAAAAAAAAAAAAGCAGACAGUUUCAUUUUAGGGGUGUCCCCGACUAAGAAUUUACAUAGUCGAAUCUGAUUCAAAUCAGGCUUCUUAGAAGAAAUAGUCAACUAUUCAGGGUCACCCCUGUUUCAUUUUACUUAAGCGGCAUCUCUUGCACUGACAUUUACAGUAUCGACAGGAAGAAACUAUCUUCAUUUUUCACCCAUUCUGUCAUUUCUUUAACAGUCUAGAGUAAUAGAAUUGUAUUCUGCUGUUACUGCCAUUUUUUUUCUUUUUCCUCCUUAAAUGUCUGACGUAUCACGCAAAACUUUUGUAUAUCACAGAGCAUUCAACAUUAUGUGUUUGUUUAUUGUUCGUUUGUUUCAUAAGCUUUAUUGAGUACUGAUGCUA
Molecule: messenger RNA, 3353 nt
Organism: Chanos chanos (milkfish)
Lineage: Eukaryota; Metazoa; Chordata; Actinopteri; Gonorynchiformes; Chanidae
Product: activin receptor type-1-like
Exons: 12
Coding region: 340-2382 (680 amino acids)
Biological process (GO): transforming growth factor beta receptor signaling pathway; heart development; cellular response to growth factor stimulus
Cellular component (GO): BMP receptor complex; plasma membrane
Molecular function (GO): ATP binding; transmembrane receptor protein serine/threonine kinase activity
Source: RefSeq, a predicted model, not a curated record